AGACAUAGUGGUCUGUGGCCUCGCACUGACUUAAGGAAGCUCAGAGGUUGUUACAGACCCGCGCAUACUCUGGAAAAGACAGUUUUGUAGUUACCUAAGGAUCAAGCUGGCCUGAAGGAGGGGCAAAGGGAAGUGUAAUCCAGAGAACAAUUUUCAAACAUCUUUGCUCAUAUUUGACACUGAGCAGUCAGGGGAUUCAGGCAUAUGAGGAGGUAUUAUUGUCACACAAAACAGUGUCUAGUGAAGACGACAAGAAAGAGAGAGAAGGAUCGGAAAAAGAAGUUAAAAUACCAUAGGAAACCAUGAGAUCUAUUAGAUCUUUUGCCAAUGACGAUCGCCAUGUUAUGGUGAAACAUUCAACAAUCUAUCCAUCUCCGGAGGAACUUGAAGCUGUUCAAAAUAUGGUGUCUACUGUUGAAUGUGCUCUUAAACAUGUCUCAGAUUGGCUGGAUGAAACAAAUAAAGGCACAAAAACUGAGGGGGAGACAGAAGUAAAGAAAGAUGAGGCUGUGGAAAACUAUUCCAAGGAUCAAGGUGGCCGGACAUUGUGUGGUGUAAUGAGGAUUGGCUUGGUUGCAAAAGGCUUGCUGAUUAAAGAUGAUAUGGACUUGGAGCUGGUUUUAAUGUGCAAAGACAAACCCACGGAAACCCUGCUAAAUACAGUCAAAGAUAACCUUCCUAUUCAGAUUCAGAAACUGACAGAAGAGAAAUACCAAGUGGAACAAUGUAUAAGUGAAGCUUCUAUUAUAAUUCGGAACACGAAAGAACCCACACUGACUUUGAAGGUGAUACUUACUUCGCCUUUAAUUAGGGACGAAUUGGAGAAGAAGGAUGGAGAAAAUGUUAUGAUGAAAGACCCUCCGGACCUACUGGACAGGCAGAAAUGCCUAAAUGCCUUGGCUUCUCUUCGACAUGCCAAAUGGUUUCAGGCAAGGGCAAAUGGAUUAAAAUCAUGUGUAAUUGUCCUCCGCAUUCUGCGUGAUUUGUGCAACAGAGUACCUACAUGGGCACCAUUGAAAGGAUGGCCACUAGAGCUUAUAUGUGAAAAGUCUAUAGGUACUUGUAAUAGACCUUUGGGCGCUGGGGAGGCCUUGAGACGAGUAAUGGAGUGUUUGGCAUCUGGAAUACUACUUCCUGGGGGUCCUGGCCUUCAUGAUCCUUGUGAGCGAGACCCAACAGAUGCUCUGAGCUACAUGACCACUCAGCAAAAAGAAGAAAUCACUCAUAGUGCACAGCAUGCACUUAGACUAUCAGCCUUUGGCCAGAUUUAUAAAGUGCUGGAGAUGGACCCUCUUCCAUCUAGUAAGCCUUUUCAGAAGUAUUCCUGGUCGGUUACUGAUAAAGAAGGUGCUGGAUCUUCAGCUCUAAAGAGGCCAUUUGAAGAUGGAUUAGGGGAUGAUAAAGAUCCCAAUAAGAAGAUGAAACGAAACUUAAGGAAAAUUCUGGACAGUAAAGCAAUAGACCUUAUGAAUGCACUAAUGAGAUUAAACCAGAUCAGGCCUGGGCUUCAAUAUAAGCUUUUGUCACAGUCUGGCCCAGUCCAUGCCCCAGUCUUCACAAUGUCUGUAGAUGUGGAUGGCACAACAUAUGAAGCCUCAGGACCAUCCAAGAAAACAGCAAAACUUCAUGUAGCAGUGAAGGUUUUACAGGCAAUGGGAUACCCAACAGGUUUUGAUGCAGAUAUUGAAUGUAUGAGCUCCGAUGAAAAAUCAGAUAAUGAAAGCAAAAAUGAAACAGUGUCUUCAAACUCAAGCAAUAAUACUGGAAAUUCUACAACUGAGACCUCCAGUACUUUAGAGGUAAGAACUCAGGGUCCUAUCCUCACAGCAAGUGGCAAAAACCCUGUAAUGGAGCUCAAUGAAAAAAGGAGAGGUCUCAAGUAUGAACUCAUCUCAGAGACUGGUGGAAGCCAUGACAAGCGCUUUGUAAUGGAGGUAGAAGUAGAUGGACAGAAAUUUAGAGGUGCAGGUCCAAACAAGAAAGUGGCCAAGGCAAGUGCAGCACUAGCUGCCCUGGAGAAGCUGUUUUCUGGACCCAAUGCUGCAAAUAAUAAGAAAAAGAAGAUCAUUCCUCAGGCAAAGGGUGUUGUGAAUACGGCAGUAUCUGCAGCAGUUCAGGCGGUUCGGGGCAGAGGAAGAGGGACUCUGACAAGGGGAGCGUUCGUGGGGGCCACAGCAGCUCCUGGCUACAUAGCUCCAGGUUAUGGAACACCAUAUGGUUACAGCACAGCUGCCCCUGCAUAUGGUUAAUACUUUUAAGCAGUUUUCAGCACGUUUAUCUCACUUUAUUCUCGUUCUCCUCGGACCUCCGUAGCCAUAUCACUUGUAUAAGAUAGGCUGAGAUAUAGUGACUGUAAGCUGUGAUCUCAGUUCACAAAGGUAAGCUCUUUUAUUUUCUGAUUAAAGAAAAAACAAUAACCGAUUAACACAACCUGCAUAUAUGACAAUCAUAUGAUGUAUUUGAUCUCCUAGGUCUUAUGUCACUGCAUUAACUUUAAAUUUUUAUGGUCUAAAUGUAAAAUAGUAAUUUUCAGCAUUUGUUUUAAUACUCUUGUAAAUGCUUUUUAUUCAAGAGAAACAUUUCACAUUCACUGAGUCAAGUGUAUGUGGGUAGAAAUUUAGGAUAUUAUAUUUACAUUAUGUCUAUGUAAAUUAUACAUACAGAGGCACUUGUUGGAAUAUAAUAAUUCAGUGGUAGGAACACUUUAAGAAGAAUUAAAAUGAAAGGGCACUUUGGCCAAGGAACUGGGAUAUCAGAAGCAGUAACAUUGGUAACAGUGCCAUAGGAUUCAUGUGUGUACUUACAACACAGGCUGAGGGUAUAAGUGCCAAUCUCUGAAGAAGAGAACCUUCUCGGACCUGUGUUGCAUGCCCCAAUACAACAACAGCAAGAAGCCAUUUAAAAAGAAAAAAGAAAAAAAAAAGCAAUAGAAAAGUUAAAAAAAACACAACUAUUAACUGGGAAAUAUAUGUAAUUGGUUGGGUUUAGCUAAUUAUUUGUAGAAUCAACUUGAGCAAGACUCAGAAAGGUGAUAGUGAGUCCACCGAAACCAAAUCGACUUAAGGAAUCUGUUUUUUCCAGGUUAGGUAGCUAGAAUAUUUCUCACUGUUGUCAGUCUUCAACAGAAUUCAUUUAAAUGGUAUGAGGGUUAGGCCAGAUACUUUAAUAAGGAUUUACUUCCUUUAGUAUACCCCAUAAAUACACCUCAUUAUAGUAGAUGUUCUGUGCUAAAGCUGUAUUUAUAUAGAUAGAUAUAUAAAAAUAAAAUUUGUUUUACAUUUCUUUCUGUAGCAAUUUCUAUUCGUUUCUAGCAUUAAGGUUGCUGGGACAACUUUGUACCCAUACAGAACCUGCAGUUUAUGAGGUUGGCUUCUGUUAAAGGCUGAACAAGGCAGAGCAGUGCAGUGCAGUCCUGUGCCUGCUGAUGCCAAGUCCUUUUCUGGGACCCCGAGAAAGAGGCCCUGACCAGUGGGAGCGUCUGAAGCCUGAAAGUUCCCUUGCUGGUGGAAUUGGCCUUGUUGUAAAUAAAUGCCCUACUUUGGGAGAUAGUGUAUUAACAGUGGCAAAAGUUACUAAUUUAUUUAGUAGUUUAAUUAUAAAAUACUGAAUAUUGUAGGCUUUCUAACACCACAAAAUUGAUGUUACUUGAAGAUUUCCUCAAGUAGCGUUUUUCCUCGGCACUUUUGAGGGCCUGAAAUCUGCUCUGGUUACGCUCCUCAUGCUCUGUCCAAAUGUUGGGUCAGAAAGUGGGAUGCCCAGCACACACUGCAGCCCUGCGUGGCAGCUGUCUCUGUAGUCCUGCCAAGAACACAGUGGGCAAUGUAAACACUGACUGCAUUCUUUCAGUGGCAGGUGAGUGUUACCAUUAUAAUAAAUCACUUGCUGUAAGUUUCCUGAUUCUUAUUUUUCACUAAUGAUUAGAAUGGAGGAGAGUAGUCAGCACUAAGGGAAAUGCGCUAGAGAUGUUUUCUUCCCAAGCUGUCUGGAGCCUGUAAACCAGGGGUAUUGUGAGCAAAGUAACAUCUGAAAGCAGCCCGCUCUAUGAAUGGUCUGCGUUCAUUUCUACUCUUUUAAUGCCAGUGCCUCAAGUCACCAAGAACUGCAAAGGUACCAUGGCAUUCAUGCCUGUUCUCUGCAACAUCUGAUGCCAUGCAGUCAGUGUUCCUUAAUGUUACUAGGAGGCUUGGGAGGGAGAUGGAUGGGGUGUCAGUGACAACAGCAGACCUAAGCACCCGAAGUUAAGAUGAGCUUCAACACGGGUGUGUGUGUCUGUAGCACUUAACAGCGCAAGUGCAGCCUUGUUUAAGACUCAGCCCCUUCUCCUAAUGGUGUCUUACAGAAAGGCUGUUAAGCAGAGGAUUUGUGUUGGAUUAGUUGCACAAAUAGAUAUCCUUUCCAUGUCACUGUCAUUUCAGUUAGGAGCUAACAGCUUCCAUUAUGUUUGAAGCAAUGAUCUUUGGAAGUUUUUAAAAAUAGAACCAUAAUGUGAAUUGGGUUAUAUAAGCUUUACAGCACAGAUAGAGAUAAAGGAUAGAAGCCAUGUGGAAUCCAGACCAAAGGAUUUCUCUCACUCCAGCCUAUUCCUGUGGAGCUUGGGAAUCUGAUGAGUUCAUAUAUUCAAAGCUUUUAAUGGUACCUGGUACACAGGAAGUACUUGUGAAUGCUGACUCUGCUGUUCCCUUGGUUGAGACAGAAGGAUAGAUGUGAGGCCCUGCUGGUUAAGCAGCAGGUGCAUGGUCUGCUUAGGAGUGAGUUGGGCUUACUACUUUGUGCGCAUAGGCCUGGGCCGCCCCCAGCCUGAGGCCAGACUUGGCAGGACAGGUUUGCUCAUAUUUUUGCUGCAGCAUUUAAAUCACCAGCCAGCUUGCAGCCCAUGGUUUGUAGAUACUUGUUUGGGAUUUACGGGUGCUUAGAGUUUUACAAAGGCUGAACUUAGAACAUUUACCUGCUGAUUUCAAGUUUUCUACCCACAAUUUAGUAAUAAAGAACCUAUAGUGGCCAGAAUCUAGUCUCAAAGGCUUGUGGUGUUUGGUUUUAGAGAACAAGUUAAUAUAAACUCGGGAAAGAAAAGGAGGACCGAGGAAGCACCUAGGAUGCUGUUCACUCAGAUUCUUCUGUGAGAAGUCCCUGUAUCUUGUCUCAUGGUACAUUAGUGGAAAGCAUUUGCACUCACACCACAUGAGGCCCCCUUCUGUCUGAGACUCUUAGAGCGUUAGUCUAUUCUGUUGGUCUACCUAUCUGGACACAGUUGGGAAGUUUCUGUUGAAUACAAGGACAAAUGGGGUGAUGCUUCUGAACUACCAUGCAAGGACUGGCUCAUACAUGCUGGCAAAGACCUAAGGAGCCUCAGAAGGAGGGUGGACAGGUUGAGGUCCAGGCUGUUAGUAGGAGGUGAGUUAAGUGGAAACACAAAUUGAAUUCUGAGGUGUUAAAUUUUAGAAAAAACUGUGUGGACAAGGAUUACCUUUAAGGAGUAAAUUAGACUUGUGUUACUUGGUAAAAGUUACUAUGUUUCUCCUUAGCUGAGACUAUGGGUAGGUUCUUCAUCUCAUUUGGCCAGCAUUGAAGAAAGGCUCUUAAGUGUGUGUGUGUGCGCGCGCGCGCGCGCGCGCACGCGCACACACACACACACACACACACACACACACACACACACACACACGAACAAUCACAGGAUCACACACCACCAAACAUAACAACAGCAGAAAACAACCCUGACCAGUUAUCAGAGGAGGGUCAUGGUCUUUCUAUCUAGAACUUUACCAUUUGUGCAAGUGGUUGUCUUGCCUCGCAAGGGGGUAGUGUAAAGAUUACCGCCUCUGCCAUGCCCAGUUGGCAGUAGCGUGGACUUAACAACUUCCUUCUCAUUGGAGAGGAGUGGUCCACAGUUGUCUCUCUCUGCUGCUGAAGGUCAACAGCAGCACAUGGGGUCAGCAUUGUUGCAGUUAGGACAUUGCUGUCCUUCUUUGUUGGAUCUUCUCCUUCCUUGUCCCAAGUCAUUCAGUUAAUGGCAGUUUUUGUUUAGGACUUAGGCUUGCCCAACAUUUUGACAUCACAACAUGUCACCUACAAUGUUCAUGUGACAACCAUAUAAAAUUCUACCAAAAAAAAAAAAAAUGACAGGAGGAACUAUUUGGGAGGCAUGUGUAGUAGAUGUAA
Molecule: messenger RNA, 6159 nt
Organism: Peromyscus maniculatus bairdii (prairie deer mouse)
Lineage: Eukaryota; Metazoa; Chordata; Mammalia; Rodentia; Cricetidae
Gene: Strbp
Product: spermatid perinuclear RNA binding protein
Cellular component (GO): precatalytic spliceosome
Molecular function (GO): single-stranded RNA binding; double-stranded RNA binding
Source: RefSeq, a predicted model, not a curated record